GGUCAUAUUUGAGUAUUCUCUGUGCAGUAUUUACAUUACACAGGACAUUCAGUCAUAUAGUACACUGUUCAGAGUGGAAGUUCAGCGCGUGAGAUGCGUAGUGCAAUUAUUGCGUAACGUAGACAUGUCGUUCCAGCAAAUAAAUCCUCGACAAGAUCUUGCAAGCAGGAAGAUACUUGAAGAAAUUCAGUUAAAGAAACAGAUGCUCUUGAAGCAAGGUGUGGCGCCUACUCUUAACUCCUCUUCAAUCAGUGCUCUACCUGUCGGAGUAACAAAUCCAUCGUCGAUGUCAGCUGAAGCCCAUAUGCUUUCUCCAUCACAGAGAGUUGCUAUGCAGCAAGCCAAUUCCAUGUCAUUUGGUUUCUUUAUUACUCAGGAUUCACUAUUUGGGAACCUUAUACUACCAGUGCUUCCUCGCUUUCACAAGUAGAUAAACUAUUGUAAAAUGGCGUGCUUGAAAUUAAAAGAACUUGAAUCUUGGCUUCAAGAUAUUGACAUUUUUGAAAAGCCAAAGGUGUGGCUAGAGCAAUAUGCGACCUCUCCACACAUCGGUAGCCGUAUGCUAUAUACAAUGCAGUCUU
Schistocerca serialis cubense is the source of this 581-nucleotide messenger RNA. Its product is annotated as SOSS complex subunit C homolog. The coding region runs from base 125 to 430 and encodes 101 amino acids. The transcript is spliced from 3 exons. NCBI's taxonomy places the organism in Eukaryota, Metazoa, Arthropoda, Insecta, Orthoptera, Acrididae. The record is from RefSeq and is a predicted model, not a curated record. Gene Ontology annotation, cellular component: nucleoplasm; SOSS complex; nucleus. Gene Ontology annotation, biological process: DNA repair.